AUGAUACUGAAUGCUCUAUUUAAGAUAAGAGAUUUAGUUAGAAUCAACCAAAUACGUCUGCUUGGAAAAGCAUCCACAAAAAUGAACGGCAUGUCUCAAUCUGCCGGCAGCGUUUUUAGAACCAGUGACCAACAAGCGAUUCGCCAGGCUGCUAACCUGCUCGAAUCGGGUCAGGUCAUUGCGCUUCCCACGGACACUGUGUAUGGAUUAGCGUGUAGUGCUAAUGAUCCGGAGGCGAUUCAACGAUUGUACGCAAUCAAAGGUCGGAAGGAAACGAAACCCGUUGCGAUUUGUGUAGCCGACAUCGAUAACUUACGCUUCUGGGGACAGGCGGAUCAUUUGCCGGGUGAAAUGUUAUCUCAACUGCUUCCAGGACCAGUAACGAUCGUCGUCGAUAAGUCUGCCAACCUUGACAAUCCAUUUUUGAAUCCUGGUGUGCAAAAAAUUGGCAUCCGUAUACCGAACUUUGAGUUCAUUCGAGACGUGUCGAGAGCAUUUCGAUUUCCCAUCGCUCUCACCAGCGCUAAUAAGAGUUCCGAACAGAGCACACUGAAUGUGCGGGAAUUCGAGAAUCUUUGGUCCACUUUGGGGGCAGUUUUCGAUGGAGGACAGCUGGGAUUACGGGAAGAGCAGCGGGCGGCCUCAACUGUGAUCGAUCUUUCAAAUGAGGGUUUGUACAAAGUUAUACGCAAUGGUAUUGCCGUUCAACGCACAGUUGAGCUUGUGGAGUGUUUUGGUUUCAGAAAAAUGCUUUAAAAUGUUAUUUGAAUAAGGAAUUAUAGGCAUAUUAAGUGAACUUGUUUUUAUUUUCCAAAUAAUUUAUUAUUUAAAAAAAAUCAGACAGUAAAUAUAUUUCACUGGCAGA
Molecule: messenger RNA, 865 nt
Organism: Toxorhynchites rutilus septentrionalis
Lineage: Eukaryota; Metazoa; Arthropoda; Insecta; Diptera; Culicidae
Gene: Tcs1
Product: threonylcarbamoyl-AMP synthase
Exons: 1
Coding region: 1-756 (251 amino acids)
Biological process (GO): regulation of translational fidelity
Cellular component (GO): cytoplasm
Molecular function (GO): tRNA binding; nucleotidyltransferase activity; double-stranded RNA binding
Source: RefSeq, a predicted model, not a curated record